UUUCAAACCGGAUUUGGUCGCUUGCCGCUCCCACCAUCACGACUUCCGCUCAUCUAUACUGGCCUUAAUUAUCUCGUCUGUACUAUAACCGCCGCAAUACAGCAAUAAUUCGGAUCUCCAGAAAAAGUAGCUCCGAACAUGCAGGUCGAUUUUCCUUACGAGAUCUCUCUGAUAGCCGAACUUCCAGGACACGAAGACCGCGCCUGGCACAUCGCCUGGAACCCCACCAAACCAAUCCUAGCAUCAUGUUCCAGCGACAAAACCGUCCGACUGUAUGACUACACAGCUACCAAAUUCACAUUCCUCACAUCAAUACCAACGGGACACACCAAGACCGUCCGCGCCAUCGCCUGGGCGCCAUCCGGCAACACACUCGCAACAGCCUCGUUCGACUCGAACGUCGGGAUAUGGGAGCGGGAAGACGGAGAAGAAUAGGAAUGCGUGAGUCUGCUAGAAGGACACGAAACAGAAUGCAAAAGUAUCGGGUACUCCUCCACAGGGACGCUCUUAGCGAGCUGUAGCCGUGACAAGUCUGUUUGGGUCUGGGAAGUCCAACCCG
Messenger RNA from Desarmillaria tabescens, 559 nucleotides. Its product is annotated as WD40-repeat-containing domain protein. The coding region runs from base 139 to 435 and encodes 98 amino acids. Gene Ontology annotation, biological process: iron-sulfur cluster assembly. Gene Ontology annotation, molecular function: protein binding. The record is from RefSeq and is a predicted model, not a curated record. The transcript has 3 exons. Gene Ontology annotation, cellular component: cytosolic [4Fe-4S] assembly targeting complex. NCBI's taxonomy places the organism in Eukaryota, Fungi, Basidiomycota, Agaricomycetes, Agaricales, Physalacriaceae.